This is a messenger RNA of Labrus bergylta (ballan wrasse), 733 nucleotides long. The record is from RefSeq and is a predicted model, not a curated record. NCBI's taxonomy places the organism in Eukaryota, Metazoa, Chordata, Actinopteri, Labriformes, Labridae.
UUUUGUUCAUGUAUGGAUUCUACUACAUUUCCCAUGAUUCCACACUGAGCGGAACAGGAAGCACGAGGCGGAAACAUGCGAAGAGUGAGCCGGCAGUCCUGUGAGGACGGCCCGCUGCUGGAGGAGCAGGAGACGGAGGGCCAGCGACAGCUCCACAGCCUCCUGCUGCAGCAGCUCCACACCGACGUGGAUAUCCAGCGAUGUGUAGCCAAGAAGCAGUGCUUCGCCCCGGCGGCGCUCUAUCGGCCAUUUGGCGAGCAGGCAGCCGGUGUGAGGAGUCUCACCCAGUUUCAGGCCCUGCAGGACGGGGAGACGGAGCUGGCCAGCCUCCGGGAGCUUGGACUGACCGACACCGAGAUCCAGCUGUGGCAGAGCAGAGACGCACCGGAGGGAGCCGAGAAGUCCCAUGGUGUGUGUGCGGCUCCAGGUGCGAAGCAGCAGCGUCUGCAGGUGAUCAGAGACAAGAUCGAGGCCCGUGCAGAGCUCAUGUCCCGCCCACAGCGCUUCGCCUCCAGCCGGCCUCUGUCACGCCGGGAGAUGGAGAUCGAACGAGCGCUUUUCCAGGGAACUGAUCGCCUGGGCUUCCUCACUGCACUUUACCACAGAGAUGAAGAGAACCAGGAUGGCCAGCAGGGGGAGUCGUCCUCUGAUCCAAUGGAUUCUCUGUACAGAGACGUUCUCUGCAGGGAGAGACAGCGGGCCUCACAUCACGACUCUCAGGGAGAAACAGCCA